UUCACGAGGUUUGGUGGCAACUAACCAUUAGGUCCUCCAACACAAAUUUCAAAUCCCCGUUCUCUACUUCACACAACUGGCGCGAACCAAUGACCCGCCCACAAUUACCAUUCAAAUGAGUCACGAACAAAACGAAAAAAUGCAGAUCAACCGACUCUUUAUUCCACAAUUACCAUUCAAUUGACCCAUCCACAUUUGCCGUUAAAAAUGCGUCACGAACAAAACGAAAAACUGAUUUUAUUGAAAUUAAAGGUCAAAUUUUAGCUAUAUUUGGUAAAAAAUCGACACUGAGUGUACCCACCUGAUCCAGCGCAAUUAAUAUACUGAAAACUCCAUUGCCAUCUGCUUAACAAAAACCCAGCAAAGACUCCAGCAUUCCUUCGUAUGGCAUUCCGAAGAUUAACACUUUGCUGGGUUUUCCUCCUCUUUCUCCCAAACCCAGCAAAAACCCAGCUCGACCAAGAACUCUACUUCAACGGCUUCAAUGGUGUCGCCACCAGCAGCAACAUAAGCUUAAACGGCGUCGCAUCAAUCGAGCCCAACGGCAUGCUAAAGCUCACAAACGACACUCUCAGAGUCAUCGGCCACGCCUUCUACUCCGCCCCAUUUCGAUUCAAAAACUCCACCGACGGCAAAGCCUUUUCCUUCUCCACCUCCUUCGUCUUCACCAUCGUCCCUGAGUACCCAAAGCUCGGCGGCCACGGCCUUGCCUUCAUAAUCUCGCCGUCGAAAUCGCUCCCGGGAUCCCUGCCCAGCCAGUACCUCGGCAUCUUCAACGCCACCGUCGUCAGUAACUUGGCCAACCGCAUCUUCGCCGUCGAAUUCGACACCGUCCAGUGCUUCGAAUUCGGGGACAUCAACGACUACCAUGUCGGAAUCGAUAUCAACAGCCUGGCCUCCAACAAAUCAACCCCGGCCGGGUAUUUCACCGGUGGAAAUUCGACGAAAGAGGACCUCAAUCUCAAGAGUGGGCUGCCGAUCCAGGCCUGGGUCGAUUACGAUUCGUUGAAAAAUCAGGUCACUGUCAUGCUUUCACCGCAUUCGAUCAAACCCAGAUCCCCGAUUUUAACAUUCGAUGUCGAUCUUUCUCCAAUUUUGGAAGAUUUUAUGUACAUUGGGUUCUCUGCUUCGACCGGGUUGCUCGCCAGCUCCCAGUACGUCUCCGGUUGGAGCUUUAAGAUGAACGGAGAAGCCAAGUCUCUGGAUUUAGAAGCUUUGCCUAAACUUCCCGGCCCGAAAAAGAAGCAAUCGUCAGUGUUGAUCAUUGGCGUUUCUGUUUCCGUUAUUGUUUUUUUUAUCUUGGCCGUCGGAUUGGGGCUCUACAUUGUUCAGAGGAUCAACAACGCGGAGGUGAUCGAGCCGUGGGAGCUCGACAUUGGGCCCCAUAUAUUCAGAUACAGCGAGCUCAAGCAGGCCACCAGAGGGUUCAGGGAUAAAGAGAUGAUCGGGUUUGGUGGAUCUGGUAAGGUUUACAAAGGGACAUUGCCGAAUUCAGAAACCCAAGUGGCGGUUAAGCGAAUUUCGAACGAGUCGGGGCAGGGUCUGCAGGAAUUCGCGUCGGAAAUUGCCACCAUUGGCCGUCUCAGGCACAGGAAUUUAGUGCAGUUGUUGGGGUGGUGUCGCCGGCGCGGAGAUUUGUUGCUUGUGUAUGAUUUUAUGCCUAAUGGGAGCUUAGAUAAGUACUUAUUUGAGAGGCCAAAAGCAAUUUUGAGCUGGGAACAGAGGUUCAAGAUAGCUCAAAAUGUAGCUUCUGGCUUAUUGUAUUUGCAUGAAGGUUGGGAGCAAACUGUGAUUCAUAGGGACAUAAAAGCAGGAAACGUGCUUUUGGAUUCUGAGAUGAAUGGAAGGCUUGGAGAUUUCGGUCUUGCUAAAUUGUAUGAGCAUGGAGCAAACCCUACAACAACUAGGGUUGUUGGGACACUGGGUUACCUUGCUCCCGAGUUGACUUGGACCGGAAAACCGACUCCGAGCUCGGAUGUGUUUGCUCUUGGUGCUCUGCUGCUGGAGCUGGUGUGUGGGAGGAGACCCAUUGAGCCAAAAGCCCUGCUGGAGGAGCUGAUAUUGGUUGAUUGGGUUUGGGAGAAGUGGAAGGCUGGUGCAAUUCUUGAAGUUGUGGACCCCAGAUUGGGGGCCGAGUUUGAUGAUCUGGAGGCUGUGGUGGUGCUGAAGCUAGGGCUGAUGUGCUCAAAUAAUACCCCCAAGGCAAGGCCCACAAUGAGGCAGGUGGUGAGGUACUUGGAGGGUGAGGCAGCGCUGCCGGAUGGAGUGGCGUCUCCCGGGGCUUAUGAUGGGAAGAAGGGUGGUGAGUUUGAGGAUUAUGUGCAUUCGUAUCCCACAUCAUCAGGUUGUGAGAAGGCAACUGCUUGGCCUUGUGAUGAUGCGGAUGUUGAUUUUGAAGGCGGUUCUAGGUCACCUCCUUCAGUAUCUGGUAGUCGUAGUCGUAGAUAUGGUAGUGUCAGGUACCCAAGCUAGCGGGGAUUCUAGCGUGUAAUGGGGGAUUUAUCUGCCCUGUCUCUUUCCCUCACAUCAAGUCAGAGAUGGAGACAGGAUGGAAGAUUCCCAGCUACGCUCAAGUUUUUUCUAUGUAGCAGUAACAAUCCCCUCUUUUUCCCUUUUGUAUUUUGCUUGUUUCUCUUUCUUUUGUAUGAUUAUAGUUGUGUUAGUAUUUUUGCGUUGAUGUACGUGAACUUGAUUUUUGUGACA
Molecule: messenger RNA, 2703 nt
Organism: Pyrus x bretschneideri (Chinese white pear)
Lineage: Eukaryota; Viridiplantae; Streptophyta; Magnoliopsida; Rosales; Rosaceae
Product: L-type lectin-domain containing receptor kinase S.4-like
Exons: 1
Coding region: 385-2472 (695 amino acids)
Biological process (GO): protein phosphorylation
Cellular component (GO): plasma membrane
Molecular function (GO): carbohydrate binding; ATP binding; protein kinase activity
Source: RefSeq, a predicted model, not a curated record